Molecule: messenger RNA, 2010 nt
Organism: Dioscorea cayenensis subsp. rotundata (Guinea yam)
Lineage: Eukaryota; Viridiplantae; Streptophyta; Magnoliopsida; Dioscoreales; Dioscoreaceae
Product: transcription factor bHLH123-like
Exons: 8
Coding region: 1353-1889 (178 amino acids)
Biological process (GO): regulation of transcription by RNA polymerase II
Cellular component (GO): nucleus
Molecular function (GO): RNA polymerase II cis-regulatory region sequence-specific DNA binding; protein dimerization activity; DNA-binding transcription factor activity, RNA polymerase II-specific
Source: RefSeq, a predicted model, not a curated record
UGGUGGUUCUGUUUGCUCCAUCAAAACUCAUAUGCCAAUUCAGGUUGCUGCAAUGCUUUCUCUUUAUCAGAAAAGGGAUUUCUGUGAGAUUUAUGUUCCGUGCUUUCGUCAAGUUACCAUUUUUCUCACAGCCAUGAGAAGGUUGCUGGAUCCAGUCCUCAGAUCUGUCCACCUUAUGAUUCUCAAGUAUAUGUCAAAGCUGUGAUGCUAUAACUAUGAUGCUGCUGGUGCUGCUGGCUUUGAAAUUAGAUCAAUGUUUUGCUUGUUAUCUUUGGAAAUGAAUCAAAAUUUCUCUCAGCUUCUUGUUAAACACAAAUUGUCGAUUUGUUUGCUUUAGCCAAAGCAUUAUAUACGACAAGGCCUGCCUUUAAGUUAACUGUAUGCCGAAAUAUUUGUGGCACUCUUCUCAUUGUUGACUAUUUUGUUCUUUUAACUAAAAAGCUUUAGAUGUGAAUCAUUGUGUUACUAUGAUCAAGAGAUCUUACCAUAGUCUUGAUCCAUCUUUAUUUUGCCUAGAUUUCUUUUAUUAUAUCUGCCUUGUAGAUUGGAUCAAAGUAAGUCAAAGCUAAGCAACCAAACAAGAUGUCAUUGUCUGGAUAUGUUUUCAGCAACUCAAUGUUUGAACUUUUGUGUUGUCUUAUGACCAGAAGAAUUGCAUUCUCAUUGUAUAUUAAAUGUUCAGAGAAACAUUAUAGAUGAAUACCAUGAAGCAUCAAUAAUUUAUGAAAUAAUUAAUCUAUUUGAAGAGAAUCUUACAAACAAACAGGGCACAUAGAACCAAAUAACAUCUUAUCAGUGUGAGCUAUUCUUCUGUUUGUUUAUCAUAUAUUUAUCUUCUUAUUUUGUUUAAGUUCUGCAUAAAUUAAAUGAGACAAGUCAAUGGCACCAACUUGCAUGAUAAAGCUAAUUACAAGGACUAAGUCCUAGAAAACAAUUGUUAGGCUUCUACUGAUUCUCUUAUAAAUAUUAUAGUUACAUGAUAACAACUGCUUAGGCUAUGAUGAAGAAAUUUAACAUCAACUCUUGUGAGAAAAAACAAUUAAUUUAUCCAGUGACUAAACUAGAAUAAGCUUGAAAUAGUAGUCUUAUUAGUGGUCCUGAACUUGCCUAUGGAUUGACAAAUUGGCUUCAUAUGACGAUGUGAUUCCAUUUCAGUUGUAUCUUUCUCUUUUGUAUAUUUACAAAACACUGCAUUAGAUUCUUAGCAGAGAAAUAUGCAGUUAAUUUCAGAACAAAUUAGUAGAAAUUCCAAAGAAGAGCAAUCAAACGCAGAUUGAAGGGGAGAUGAAAAGGAUGUAUUUAAAGGCCUUGUGAGUUCCAAUUCUUCAUUUGAUUCAAAUUUCAUAGUUAGAAUGCUUCGAUUCUUCGAACCCGAAGCUGAGUUAAUCUGCAGAACUUCUUCUCCUGUGGAUUAUCUGAAGUUUAUAGCAAUGCAUGAGACUCUCUUCAGUAAUGAAUCACAAGCUCCGAGUUUUGAUAGAUUCCAGCUGAGUGGAUUCUCCGAGUCGAAGAUUAUGCUUGCAAGCUUGAUUCAAGGCCACCCAAUUGCUACAAAGGACACAAAUGUUAAACAUGGUUCAAAGAGGCAGAAGACCUCUCAUGCUGCCACUGCUGUUGAAUCACCAACAAGGAGGAACCAGAAGCUCGGAGACAGGAUCACUGCUCUUCAGCAGCUCGUUUCACCUUUCGGGAAGACCGACACAGCAUCAGUGCUUCAAGAGGCCAAUGUUUAUAUCAAGAUUCUCCAUGAACAAAUCAAGGCCUUGACAUCUCCUUACUUCAACAAGGGCUUUAAAGAAGAAAAAGACGACGACUUGCAAAGCAGAGGCUUGUGCCUUGUUCCUAUAUCCAAAAUAACAAACCUCUGUGAUCAUGCACCCUUGACAUGAAAACCUUAUCAGAAUGUAACUUUUUUUUUUUUUGUGACUCUAGAUAAAAUAUUAAUAAAAAGUUAAUACUUUUGGUGUAUUUUCACAAAUGAGUGAAAAGAGAAAACAUCAUCAGAAAUGU